AUGUACAUCAUCAAGCCUUCGUGGCUUCGCCAUAGUGGCGAACAGAAGGACUUUGAGGUUUACAGCUGCCACGUCUCCCAGGAUGGAAAGAGACUGGCCACCGCUGGCGGAGAUGGCCAUGUUCGCAUCUGGUCGACCGAUUCAAUCUACAAUGGCCAUGUCGAAGGCUACUCGGCCCCGCGACAGCUCUGCCACAUGAGCCACCACCUGGGUACCAUCCAUUCCGUCCGAUUCUCCCCAAAUAAUCGCUACCUCGCUUCCGGCGCCGACGACCGUGUCAUCUGCAUCUACCAGCUCGACAGCAACCCUCCAUCACACGCCACCACAUUCGGCACCAACGAGCCACCGCCCAUCGAGAAUUGGAAAACCCACAAACGCCUCGUAGGCCACGACAGCGACGUCCAGGACCUCGCCUGGUCUUACGACAACUCGAUUCUCGUCUCAGUUGGUCUCGAUUCGAAAGUGGUGAGCUCCCCGCUCACCACGUACUUUCGGAGGUGUAGUUGGUCGCCAGAUGGCAAUCACAUCGCGGCGGCGAAUGCAGUAAACGGCCCAGUCAGCAGUGUGGCCAUCAUUGAGCGUUCAAGAUGGGACAGCCAGAUCAACCUGAUUGGUCACGAAGGCCCAACUGAGGCGUGUAUGUUCUCGCCUCGUUUGUUCCAUACCCAAAACCCGGCCGAGAAGGGCGCAUCCGGAUCGCUGGUGACAGUCAUUGCCUCUGCUGGUCAGGACAAGACGUUGAGUAUAUGGAACACAAACACCUCUCGGCCAGUUGUGAUUGUGCAGGAUGUAGCAUCCAAGUCCAUUUCAGACUUGGCAUGGGCCCCAGAUGGCCAGACCUUGUUUGCCUGCAGCUUAGAUGGAAACAUCGUUGUGGUCCAGUUUGAAGUUGGCGAGCUGGGGUGGGUAGCAACGGCAGAGGAGAACGACAAGGCUCUCGAGAAGUACGGGGUUGCCAGAAAGGGAAUGGGAACUGCAGAAGAUGUUGAUGGGCUACACCUCGAGAAUCACAGCAAGGCUGGCGAGUUGCGAGGGGCCGAGUCCCGGAUGGGGGCUCUGAUGGGAGAUCUACCUGCUGCUGCUGCUGCUGCUGCUGCUGCUUCGAAGAGUGACACGGCUGGCACAACAAAUGGCACCAAGUCAACAAAGAACGGCGAGGCAAAGAACGGUGACGCGGUCAAGAAUGGAGAGACAAAUGGCACUUCUGAGCCCAAGUCAGGCAAGGAGACACCGGCCGCAGAGAGUGCCGACAAGGCUGCAGAGCGCAUCAACGAACUGAAGUCCCGGGUGCAGGUAACGAAGGAUGGAAGGAAGAGGGUUGCACCUCUGCUAGUCUCGUCAUCCGGCACUGGCUUACUGUCAUUACCACAAUCGCAGCUAGUGGGCGCGAAGUCCAAGACUGCGAUACAAAGCGAGACGCCUCAGACGGUGAUUGAUCUUUCAAAACCCUCCCAUGGGCUACCAAAAGGCGGUAUCGCCGCCUUGUUGCUAGGCACCAAGAGAAAAGCUGUUGUGCUUGACGGGGAGGAAGAGGAUGAACCCAACAAGCGGCUGGCAACAGGUCCUGUACCAAUCAUGGCUGACACAGUCGACGGCCUUGAGCCAGCAACCCUCACAUCACCCGCUCAAGGCCUCGUCCCAACGCCAGAGUUCCUCCGCUCAGCCGUCGUGAGCCCCUCGGUAUCCUUCUCCCAAGUACGACUAGCAGUUCCCAAAAUCCGCUCUCACAUUGUCCGUGCCCUCGAAAAGGGAGUCCUUCAAGGGGAAUCCACCCUCGAAGAAGCCUCCAAAAUCCCAGAAAACACCAUCCUCGAGGCCAAAAACCCCGCCCGCCCCCGCGAACCCUCCCAUAUUACCGCCACCAAGCGCGGUGCCCUCCUCUGGCAAGACUACCUCCCCCGCGCCAUCAUCCUCCUAACAGGCAACAAGCACUUCUGGGCAGCCGCCUGCGAAGACGGCACCCUCCACACCUGGACGCCCGCCGGCCGCCGCCUCUUGAACGGCAUUAUACUCGAGUCCCAACCCAUAAUCCUCGAGUCAAGAGACCACUGGCUCCUAUGCGUAACAUCAGUAGGCAUGUGCCACGUCUUCAACAUAAAAACCAUGUCCGCUGCCCACCCACCCGUAUCCCUCGCCCCCAUCCUCGACAUUGCCAUCACUUCUUUAUCUCCAGACGGACCAACAGCUGCCCCGGGAGUAACCUCCGCCCACCUCAACAGUCUCGGCACAAUCGUGGUAACCCUCUCCAACGGCGACGGAUUCUACUACUCGCCCACAUUAUACACCUGGCAACGCCUCUCCGAGUCCUGGUGGGCGCUAGGAUCCCAAUACUGGAACAGCAACGACUCGUCGCUUACCGCCCUCUCCUCGACAGCAGUCGGCCCCUCGGCGCCGGCGAAGAAACCAAAGUCAGGUGGUGAUGAUAAACCCGACAUUUCGGCGGGUAUAAUCCCCCACUUGGAACGGCACACGACGACAGAAUUCCUCGUCAAGGGACGGGCGUACACCUUGCAGCGACUGAUCAAGCAACUCGUAGCCAAGGACGGGUUUGAAGGGUUCGAAUCGGUUGUUUCUGUCGCCCACUUGGAGAAUCGCAUGGCGGGUGCUCUGGCCUUGGGGGCAAAGGAGGAGUUUAGGUUGUAUCUAUUCAUGUACGCCAAACGGAUCGGUGCCGAAGGAUUGCGGUCAAAGGUGGAGGAAUUACUCAACACGUUGGUAGGGGGCGUGUUGCAAGACAGUAAGGAUGGGGGGGGAAAGGGAAGGGGCUGGUUUGAUAAAGGGGAGGUGAUUUGUGGUUGGGAGAGGAAGGAGUUGCUGAAGGGGGUGGUGUUGAUUCUUGGCAAAUUCAGGGAUUUGCAGAGGACGACGGUGCAAUACGCUAGGAUACUGGGGUUGACGGCUGGGAAUGAGGAGGAUGAGGAGGAUGGGGAAGAGACGAAUGGGGUGGUGGACCAGAUGGAGGAGUAA
Podospora pseudocomata is the source of this 2967-nucleotide messenger RNA. It is a transcript of the gene HIR1, whose product is annotated as HIR complex subunit. Gene Ontology annotation, cellular component: chromatin; HIR complex; nucleus. The record is from RefSeq and is a predicted model, not a curated record. Gene Ontology annotation, molecular function: nucleosome binding; protein binding. NCBI's taxonomy places the organism in Eukaryota, Fungi, Ascomycota, Sordariomycetes, Sordariales, Podosporaceae. Bases 1 to 2967 code for a protein of 988 amino acids. The transcript has 4 exons. Gene Ontology annotation, biological process: regulation of DNA-templated transcription; DNA-templated transcription; chromatin remodeling.